UUUUGCAAAAAAGUGUCUCUGUAUGGGUAGAGGGUCUGUGUAUAAUGUAAAUAAAAGAAACCUUAUCCCAGAAGAGACGUGCCGUACUGUUCGGACAGUCUUUUCCAGGAUGUCUGACGCUUCCCUCCGCUUCCCGUUUCCAUACCAACCGUAUUCCAUCCAGGAGCAGUUCAUGGAAUCCUUGUACAGUGCUUUGGAUCAAGGGAAGAUUGGGAUCUUUGAGAGCCCAACUGGGACGGGGAAGUCUCUGAGUCUGAUCUGUGGCGCCCUGUCCUGGCUGCGGGAUGAGGAGGAGCGCAAGAGGCAGGAGGCGGCUGUGCUGCUGGCUGAGCCAGGGGUCUCUCCCCACAAGCAGCCCUCCUCUGCCAGCCGGUGCAGCCCCCACUCCCCCAGCGAGCCAGGCUGGAUCACAGACUUCGUGCAGAAGAAGGCAAAGAGGGACCUGGUUGACAAGCUGAAGGAGGAGGAGCUGAGGAGGAAGAGGAGAGAGGAGCGCCUGGAGCAGAUUAGACACAACACAGGGUUGCAUUAUGCAAUGAAACGCAAGAAGAGCGAUGAAGACUUGGAGGCUGUGCAGCUGCUCCAGCGCAGUCAGGAGAUGAUAACAUCAGAGGGGGGCGGGCUGGAGGACAGGGAUGAGGAGGAACUUAUCGUGGCAGAGUACGAGAGCGACGAUGACACAAAGAAGAAGCAGAAUAGCUAUGAUGAUGAAGACGAUGAUCUGGAAGAAGAGCAUGUGACCAAGAUAUAUUACUGUAGUCGGACUCACUCCCAGCUCUCCCAGUUUGUACACGAGGUCCAGAAGAGUCCGUUUGGCAAAGACACCAGACUGGUAUCACUGGCAUCUAGACAGAAUCUGUGCAUCAAUGAGGAGGUGCGGCAGCUCGGCUCUGUGCAGCUCAUCAACGAGCGGUGCAUGGAGAUGCACAAGAACAAACAGUCAGAAAGGAAGGCCCCUGAGGAUGAGGAGCCCCGGAAGCGGAGGGGCCAGAGGAAGGCAGUGUGCCCGUUCUCAUCACCCGCUGCGAUGCAGACCCUCCGAGACCAGGCCCUGGCGCAGGUGCGGGACAUCGAGCAGCUCGUCACGCUGGCCAAGCAGAACAGAGCCUGUCCAUACUACGGAGGCCGCCUUGCCAUCCCUGCAGCACAGCUGGUGGUGCUGCCCUAUCAAACUCUGCUUCACGAGUCAACGCGCCGCGCCUCAGGGAUCAAACUGAAGGACCAGAUUGUGAUCAUCGAUGAAGCUCAUAACCUCAUUGACACCAUCACCUGCAUCCACAGUGCUCUGGUCACUGGUGCUCAGCUCUGCUGUGCUCACUCUCAGCUGACCCAGUACAUGGAGAGAUACAGGAGCCGACUGAAAGCCAAGAACCUGAUGUACAUUAAACAGAUCCUAUAUGUGCUGGAGAGCCUGGUGCGAGUGCUGGGAGGCAAAGUUGGACAGAACCCCAAAACGCAGAUCAUAACGGAGCCAGGGACGGAGCUGCAGUCGAUCAAUAAUUUCCUGUUCAAGGCGCAGAUUGACAAUAUUAACCUGUUCAAGGUUCAGCGGUAUUAUGAGAAAAGCAUGAUCAGCAGGAAGCUGAGUGGAUUUGUAGAGAAGUUCCAGGGGGGCACAGUCCAGCCCAUCAACAAGGAGAACCGCUCGACUGCGGGGCUUGAGAGAUUCCUGCAGUCCAUCAGACCCGGGGCUGCCCCCGAGGUUCCCUCUCCAGACCAGACAGGGGGGAUGGAGGAUGGGCAGCCCAGCAUGGCCUCUCCCAUGAUGCAGAUAGAAGGGUUCCUCUUCGCACUGACUAACGCCAACAAGGACGGGAGAGUGGUGCUGCACAGGCAGGGCUCGCUGGCUCAGAGCAGCCUGAAGUUCCUGAUGCUGAACCCUGCUGUCCACUUCUCCGCGGUGCUCCAGCAGUGCAGAGCCGUGAUCAUCGCAGGAGGGACCAUGCAGCCGGUGGCUGAUUUCAAGGAGCAGUUGCUGCUGUCUGCAGGGGUAGGGCCGGAGCGCAUUGCAGUGUUCUCUUGCGGACAUGUGAUCCCACCAAACAAUAUUCUGCCCAUCAUCCUGUGCAGCGGCCCCUCAGGGCAGCAGCUGGAGUUCACCUAUCAGAAACGGGACACUCCCCAUAUGAUGGACGAAACGGGCCGGAUCCUGUCUAACCUGUGCAACGUGGUGCCGGGCGGUGUGGUCUGCUUCUUCCCCUCCUACGAGUACGAGAAGCGGGUCCACGCCCACUGGGAGGAAACCGGGCUCCUCGCUCGCCUCUCUGCCAAGAAGAAGAUUUUCCAGGAGCCAAAGAAAGCCAGCCAGGUGGAGCAGGUGCUGGCGGAGUACUCCCGAUGCAUACAGCGCUGCAGCCAAUCCACCGGCCCCCUGACAGGAGCUCUGCUGUUCUCAGUGGUUGGAGGGAAGAUGAGUGAGGGGAUCAACUUCUCAGACGACCUGGGCAGGUGUGUUGUCAUGGUGGGGAUGCCAUACCCCAAUAUAAAGUCCCCUGAGCUGCAGGAAAAGAUGGCCUAUCUGGACAAAACCAUGCCCAGAGUAGGAGGUGUGAGUCCAGGGAAGGCACUGAUUGAAAAUCUCUGCAUGAAGGCUGUGAACCAGUCCAUCGGCCGAGCGAUCCGUCACCGUGGCGACUAUGCUAGUGUCCUGCUCCUGGACCAGCGGUACUCCCGGGCCGGCCCGCUCUCCAAGCUGCCCCAGUGGAUCCGGAACAGCACCCAGGUGCAGCCUGCCUUUGGCCCCGCCUUCGCCGCACUCCGCAAGUUCUUCAUGGAAAAGAAAACCCUUAGUAGAUCGUAGUGGCUCUGAGGAGCCUCAGCGAGGCAGGACCACGAAGGCAGCUAAACAUGGACUUGCUGCAGUCUGGCUAUUUUAAUAGAGGUGUGGUUGCAUGACAAACUACAGCCACCUAGAGCUUGCUUUUGAGGUGCAGGUUUAAGCUUGUUAGUUAUUGUGCCAUGUAACCUGUCAGAGGUAAAGUACAGGGACUGUCGCAGCACAAGCCAUGCCCUUUUCAUACAGGACAUCACAUUGUCCACUGUUUCAAAAUGCAUGCUGGUUACCAGUCUCAGGCAGUUAAGCUGUUAACAUGCAUGCUGAACACACUUCAGUGCAGCGUAGGACAUCAAGCCCUGGCAUCCCCUUCAGUCAGGGAGUGCAUAAUUCUACCCUGUUCAGUUAACUAUCGAUGUAUCUGUUUUAUAAUGCAUAUAUGUUUUUUUCAAAGUUUUGGCAGUGCAACUUGUCAAGCCCCGCAGAGCUCACAGAAACUCUUAACGUUUCUCAAAAUUGAAAUAAAAAGAAAUUGUGACCAAAGGGGACGUAAUCAGCUCAAUAUCCCGUAUUGCCAAACUCCAGGGUAUUUAAAUCUUGUAGAGUACAAAAGCAAGACAGAGGUACCUUCAAAGUGUUUUGAAGGCAGGCCCCACGGUGACUUAAGAAUUUGAGCAGGGCUGCCUGUAGACUGAGUUUGUAUCUUUAGUAUAAAUCAGUAAAAUCCAAGGUUCAGUUAAAAAAAUAAAUAAAUAAAUAAGUGUAAUUCAGAAUAAACUGGAAUAGAGGAACACUAUGUAUACUUUUAGGAACUUCAGUGGAAAAUAAGUCUGCCCAUUAUUGGAUCUGCUUUUUUAAAUGGUCUAGUUUGAUACUUCUUUGCACAACAGUUAAAUUGUUUUUUAUAAAUACUGAUUUUAGUAUGUUGGAAUGUUUUUUUUUUUUAAGUUACUCUGCCUUUGCAGUUGUUUAAACAAUGUUUGAAAAAAUAAAUAUUUAUCUAUACAAGGCUCUGGCCAAACGUGUUGCAUCAACUAGAAUUUUAGGAUUGAGAAAAUAUAUACUGGUAUAAACAAAAUGUAGUUAUUUUAUUUAACAUCAUGUUAUCAAAGACACUACAAAUAUACAGAUAUCGCAAAAGCUUACCGGAAGCUGUAACAGUAGUUUAUGAAGAGACUUUAUGAAGCAAAAUUAUUCAGGGUGAUGCUAAACUUUUGGCCAUAGCUGUAUAUCAGAUGCAAAACAGUGCUGAGUGUUUAUGUGAUUUCAGUUUUAUAUUAAAUACUUACAUUUUGCCUCCAAACUGUGUUACUCCUCUUCAGUUGGGUCAGCCUUACACACUCAGACUGGGAUCCACGUUGCUCCCAUUCUCCCAGACCAGUGCUUCUCGGCAGGGACCAGUAGGAGGUU
Molecule: messenger RNA, 4183 nt
Organism: Polyodon spathula (Mississippi paddlefish)
Lineage: Eukaryota; Metazoa; Chordata; Actinopteri; Acipenseriformes; Polyodontidae
Gene: ddx11
Product: DEAD/H (Asp-Glu-Ala-Asp/His) box helicase 11
Exons: 27
Coding region: 23-2800 (925 amino acids)
Biological process (GO): establishment of sister chromatid cohesion; nucleobase-containing compound metabolic process
Cellular component (GO): nucleus
Molecular function (GO): DNA helicase activity; DNA binding; hydrolase activity, acting on acid anhydrides, in phosphorus-containing anhydrides
Source: RefSeq, a predicted model, not a curated record